This is a messenger RNA of Xenopus laevis (African clawed frog), 3070 nucleotides long. RefSeq names its product H2.0-like homeobox protein (gene hlx.L). Gene Ontology annotation, cellular component: nucleus. The transcript is spliced from 4 exons. The coding region runs from base 366 to 1529 and encodes 387 amino acids. Lineage: Eukaryota; Metazoa; Chordata; Amphibia; Anura; Pipidae. Gene Ontology annotation, biological process: regulation of DNA-templated transcription; regulation of transcription by RNA polymerase II. Gene Ontology annotation, molecular function: sequence-specific DNA binding; DNA binding; DNA-binding transcription factor activity, RNA polymerase II-specific. The record is from RefSeq and is a predicted model, not a curated record.
ACACAAACCGGGCUUACAGCCAAUCAGAGAGUAAGUUCGGGGGAGAGUACAGAGUAGCAAACUCCCAGGCAAAGUUGUGCGGAGAGACUUGUGUGUUUUCUCAGGAGCAGCCGGGAUUUCACUGUGCGAGGGACCCACGAGCGGCUGCGACUAAACUAGCGGGUGUCUCAGACUAUAGAAGUGUCUCAGAUCCAGUCUGUACGAGUCUGAGGAUAGAGAAUCUGCGGGGUCUCAGCCCAGAGCAACUUGGCUAUAGAUCUAAUUGCCCCGAGCUGAUCGGUGACCCCUGGAGCUACCAGAUAAUAAUAACGGUGCAAAGUGAGAGAUAAUCGGGUGCCCAGUGUUCCCCGGGGUCGGGGGCAGAGAUGUACGCCACUGGAUUGGCCCCGUUUUACGCCUCUUCCCACUUGAACCUGUGGCCGGCGUAUUGCACUGGCGCAGCCGCGAGUGGGGCCGUGGGAUUCGCAGCUCUGGACACUGCCAAGAAACCCUCCUUCUGCAUCGCUGACAUUUUACACGCUGGCGACCCCGACAGCCCCCCAUGCUCCUCAGCCCUGACUGUGGGGGUCAUGCACCCGGCCCAAUACCAGUCUGCUGCUGGCUCCCCACUCAGACCCACUCCGGUCACCCCUGAGUCCGGCUUCCACCACAGACUGUCCCCUCUGCCCCACUACCAACCGCACCGGGCGCUGAGUCUCUGCACCAACAACUCCGGCAGAGCGAGAAUGCACGGGAGCAGCCUGCCAGCGCCCUCCAGCAAAGACCUCAAGUUCGGCAUCGAUCGGAUCUUAUCUGCUGAGUUUGACCCCAAAGUGAAGGAAGGGAACACGUUGAGAGAUCUGACCUCGAUAAUCAGUACGGGCCAGCAGUCAGGGCUUCUGGGCCAGCACAUGCAGUCGCCAGCUGGCCACUUCUUCGCUCCUCUAGAGCCCCUGGGCGAGGCCUCCUCCCUCCUGGGCCAGUUAAACAGCAGCCAGAGGAGCUCAGCGCAGCAGCAGUUUCAGGACACUUUUCCAGGACCCUACGCGGUGCUGACCAAGGACACGAUGCCCCAGACCUACAAGAGAAAACGCUCCUGGUCGCGGGCUGUUUUUUCUAACCUGCAGAGGAAGGGCCUGGAGAAACGAUUCGAGGUGCAGAAAUAUGUUACCAAGCCGGACAGAAAGCAGCUGGCAGCCAUGCUGGGUCUCACUGAUGCACAGGUGAAAGUCUGGUUUCAGAACAGGCGCAUGAAGUGGAGGCACUCUAAGGAGGCCCAAGCACAGAAGGACAAGGAGAAGGAGGAGGAGGCUGAGAAGCCUGAGGCCCCCUGCUCAGGGGAAGUACAUAUGGACAGAAGCAUUAGCCCCUACAGAUCAGAAGGGGAGAGCGAGAGCAGUGAAUGUGAGUCCUUGGACAUGAUGCCCAGUGACAAUGAAAGGACUGAAACCCCCAGCGAGCCACAGCCCACCAGUGUCAUCAAGUCCUCCCCACAGCACUGUGCCCCCCUCUCAGAAGCACCCACUCCACCGAGCCCCCCAUUACAAUAAACCUGGGUACCCCGGAGACUGAAUGAUGAAAGUGGCUCAUUAAUUUAUCUUUGACUUUUGUGGGAGACCCCAGUGUUGGACAAGCUGAGAAGACAAUGGCUGGACCAAGCUGGUGCCACUGCUUUAUCCCUACCUGCCACUUGGGAGCUGACACUCAGACUUCCAAUCCCAGUAGGUGAGAGCGGGACUAAUAGUUGUUUCUCACUCAUGGAUUAUUAUCUCUGCAUGGGUGGGGCUGUGCCUUACCCUCUUAUCUAGAUUGUAAAGAACUGACUGCCCCUCAGUUGGUCUGAAAAUCAGCCCACUGCACCUCGUUUACCAAAUGUAAGUGACCCUAGGUGUGUGCAUAAGGAUGAGUGGGAUUAAGAGGGUGUCAGCACAUACUCGAGGAUCUGAGGAGACUGGGACCAUCUGUUUAAAGGGCAUGUAAGUGUUUGCUAUUGGUGCUGUCAGCAUUCUGAUUCCUCCUUGCAGUGUUCCUUUCUGUACUUAGGGUUGUCACCUUUUCUGGAUAAAAAUACCGGACUUCUUAUAUAUUUAUCUUUUUUCCCUAUUAAUAACAUUGGGAUCAACCAUCAUUUUUACUGGCCAGGCCAGUAAAAUACCGGCCAGGUGGCAACCAGACUGUACUUCCAGGGACAGUCACGCCAGAAUAUGCCUUUUCCUUGCAUCAAAACCCUUAUUCCCAUAUUAGAAAAGUUUUCAUCCUAUAUGUGCCUGGAAAGCCAUGGAUGACAUUUGACCCCUACUUAUCAGCACUUAAAUAAUAAAAACCAUUGUAUUCUAAAUGGCUAAUUUGUUACCUCCUGUCAGAAAAACAUUGUUUAAAAAAUGCAAAAUCACACUACAAUGGAUUUAAAUAUAGAUUUAGCCAUUAUUCUAUUUUUUUUUGGUGUUACUGACCCUUUAAUAGGGCAGUUUUCAAACUAGAAUCUAAAAUUCUAGGCCCAGUGAAAUCACCCUGACUGUGGAAAAAGUCAUUAUUAAGUAAACAGAAGUGGAUUAUAAAGUAAAGGGGCAUUUGGAUCUAAUUCUUGUAACCCAUAGCAACCAGUCAAUAGGUGAAAUUUACUGCUCACCUGUUUGAAAGCAAGAAAAAAAAGGUAAUCAUUUUUUUUGGAAGCUUUAAUCUGAUCCACAAAAAAAAGGCAACAUGCCCCAGCUGAACAGGAUUUAAAGUAUAAUAUUUUGCUAAGGAGAUGUUGGACCUUGCUCUGUGCCAAAAGAGAACCCCCAGUUAGGAUCAUUAGUGUAACAGAACUUGGGGUAAAUAAAGGGCAAAUUAGCUUCUAGACCAGGGUAUGUGCCCCCCUGUGAUUAGUCCACUGCAGGAACCAAAGUGGAGAGAGGAAUCCAGACAAUUCUCUUUAUUCUUCACCCCUUAAUGGAUUUCCAGCAUGUGCUCUGUUCUGUGAUCUGCUCUCUAAAGGCAUCAAAAUGUGAAAGUAGUUUGAACAUGCAGACUCUUUGCUAAGUGUAUCUGUCUCUAGCCAUGCACUGAACAUACUGUAAAUAAAAUGUUUAUUAUGGUUUUACAGCAA